Messenger RNA from Salvia hispanica, 1446 nucleotides. RefSeq names its product WRKY transcription factor 6-like. NCBI's taxonomy places the organism in Eukaryota, Viridiplantae, Streptophyta, Magnoliopsida, Lamiales, Lamiaceae. Gene Ontology annotation, molecular function: DNA-binding transcription factor activity; sequence-specific DNA binding. The record is from RefSeq and is a predicted model, not a curated record. Gene Ontology annotation, biological process: regulation of DNA-templated transcription.
AUGGACUCCACUAGAUCACCGCUGCCUUCGACCAAUGUCCAGUUCCCUUUUAACCUGGGCUGCGAUGAGAAUGUGAGUGAUAAAGGGAAAGUCACCAUGGAUGAAAUGGACUUCUUCUCCGAAAAGAAGAAGGAUUGCGACGACGGUGGUGGUGGAGGCGCAGGCGCAGGCGCCGAUCCUACGGAUUUAUACACUACCGAACCCUCAGAUUUCAGCGUCAAUACUGAACUCUUCCUUCGCACGGAGAACAACGGUGGGGAUCAGCUCAAUAAAGGCGGGACUCUUUCUAAUUCCGAUCUCAAAACUGAGGUAGGGAUUCUGAAAUCCGAGCUAAAAAGAUUGAACUCAGAGAAUGAGCAUUUGAAGGAGACGCUAGCUCAAGCCACCAACAAAUACAAUGGCUUGCAAAUGCAUAUGCAAAAAUUCAUUCAAGAAAAACAGCAAAACAUUGCUGAAGAAGGUAAGAGCUCCCAUGGAAAUGGUUCAUCCUCAAUGCAUCGACAAUUUGUCGAUACCGGAGUGCCAGCCGGGGCUAAUGCCAGCGACAUUUCUUCGUCUGAAGGCCCGGCUGAUGACGAGAAUCUAAGCCCUCAACACAAAAUUCUCACUCAUUCUGCUUCUUCCAACAGUGUCGAUCAGGCCACUGAGGCCACCAUCCGGAAAGCCCGGGUUUCUGUUAGGGCCCACUCUGAGGGCCCUAUGAUGAAUGAUGGAUGUCAGUGGAGGAAAUAUGGUCAAAAGAUAGCCAAGGGAAACCCGUGCCCUCGUGCAUACUAUCGUUGCACGAUGGCAGUGGCUUGUCCAGUUAGGAAACAAGUGCAAAGAUGCGCGGAGGAUAGAAGCGUUCUCAUAACGACAUACGAGGGGCACCACAACCAUCCGUUGCCACCAACAGCUAUGGCUAUGGCGUCCACGACCUCAUCGGCUGCAAGAAUGCUCCUCUCCGGCUCAAUGCCGAGUGCGGACGGCUUAAUAAACUCGAGUUUCCUAGCACGGACGCUCCUCCCUUGCUCCACCAACAUGGCCACUAUCUCCACCUCCGCGCCCUUUCCCACGGUUACAUUAGACCUAACGAAAUCCCCGAAACCCCUGCAAUUUCCCCGAGCUCCGAUCCCCUUUCCUACACCACCGGCCGCGGCCCUGCUACCACAGCUCUUAGGCCAGGCAUUGUAUAACCAAUCCCAAUUUUCCGGUCUACAAAUGUCUCAAGAAAUGGAUCAAAACAAUCAGCAACUGCAAAAUUUAAAUUCAUCAACUAAUCAAUUAGGGCAGACUAAUAAUGACACUUCUUCAAAUUCAAUUCAGGCUAAUGAUCCUAAUUUUGCUGCGGCAUUGGCUGCAGCCAUCACCUCCAUCAUAGGCGGUUCGUCUACGUCUACGAACAACAAUAGUAGCAACAACAACAACAACGAUGCCAAUAAUGGAUCCAACUUUUAUUUCAAAUGA